AUGGCUGCUGCUGCAGGGAGCUCUCACCAACAUGAGCGAUCCUGCUCCCAUAUCCCGGCAUUCUCAGCACGACAUCCCAUGAUCCCCAAACUGUAUGUGAUGCCAUGGAAACAGGACAUGAAGAACCAGAGGCUCCUGAUGAAGAACGCAGCUCUGGCAGGGAUCCCUGUGGUUCCACUUGAGGAGUCUCUGUGUUUUUGUGGUCAGGAGCGUCUCUGCUGCAAUCAGGACUCCACCCACCACUCCACCUCUUCAUCCUCCUCUUCUUCUUCUACUCCGCUCAGCCAGACAGGACUGACAGCUCAUCACACCUCCCACUUCUCCAGGUACAACAGCUCUGUGGUGACGACAAGGCAGCUCUACCAAACCUGAAGACACAUCACAUAAAUACUAAUAAACCUAUCUGCCUGUGGUUCUCGUCACAGCUGUGCAUUUAAUAUAGUUUGGGCAGAUACUAAUACAGAUACCAAUAGUGAGAAAUUAGUCAUUUAGUUCAGUAAGGAAAAGGUGGAUUAGUCCCAUUUUAAUUCUUGUGCCUUCCUCAAAUUUUCUACCCUAUGGACACCUUUGUGGCAAUAAUGUACACACUCAAAAAACUGCUAUUAAAUCAUCAUACAUCAAUAUUUUUUCUGCUUUUUUUUUCAUAAAUCUCUUAAACAACUUCAAACUUGCUCAAAACUACCAAACAUUAAAUAAUAAUCAGGAAUGCUGGAAAUGAACUGAGCUAAACUUAACACACACACACACACACACACACACACACACACACACACAAACUCUUGCAUCAGCCUAUAGGAAAUGCUUUAAUCUGGUGGAGUACAGUAACAUUUCAAAUAUCACUAUUUUUCUUCAAAAUGAAAUGCAUGGUUUUAUACUGUAAUGCACUGUUAUUGCACUGUAUUAGCAAUGAAGGUGUCCAGAGGGAGUAUUGCUAAUCUUUGACAUAUCCAAGACUCUAAUCACCACCAAAGCCCCAUCCCCCUACUAUUUAUUAUAUGGAAAAUAAUAAAUUUUUUGUGGGGUUUUUUGUAAUAAAUAAUGAAUAAUUCAAAUAAAUUAAACAGGCAAUUAAAGGGUUAAAAUCCUGAAAAUAAUUUAAUGUCUAGGUACUUUUGAGCAAGUUUGAAGUUGUUUAAGAUAUUUAUGAAAAAAAGGAAAAAAUCAUGCCACAAGCUGUAACACAGCCAAAAUGAUCACCAAAUAAAUAAAAAAAAAGGUGAGAAAAAUGUACAAAAAUGCCCGAGGAGGGCAUAAGGGUUAUAUCAAAAGAAUAACCAGGAAUAAACGUUGUCCGGCUGGACACAACAUGUCUUUUACUACACUGUAAAGUCAAUUCUCAAUGGAUGUGCACUGGAGGCUUCAAGUUUCUACAUCCAACUGUAUAAGUUGUACACUGGACCAGGAUGGACUUCCAAACUAUUUGUGAUGUCUCAAUUGAUAGCCUUUCUGCACAGGGAAGAUCAGACAUCACACUGUAGGAACAAGAAGAAAAACUAAUUUUUUAGUGGAGUUGAGUGGAGAUGUUUUAUCAUCAACAGACUGAAGAUACACUGUGAGGCCGCAAAGAGAUAAAUGUACAGAUACACUUUCUUCAGAAUUUUGAGAGAGAGAAAAAAUAAUACAGGAAAGGAGUAUAAAACCUUGAAUAAUAAUAAUUUAAUGGCUGCUGAAAAUACUGGUUCCUGAUUUGCUGAAAAGUCUUUUCGAAUUAUUUAUGCAGGUUUCAGAGUCCCUGCAUGUCCCUUUUCUUCUUCCACAUCUGUGUUUACCUCACGCCUUCAUUCACCUGUAUUAACUCUCUGUUUUCUAUGUGAUGGGUUAUAAAAUAUGAUGCAGAGCAAGCUGGGUGACUUUCCCAUUUUUAUCCAUUUGCUUAUAUAGAGCCUAUUUUAAAACAACAAGGUAAAUGUCCAUUUGAUUACACUCAGUCUGUUCUUGCAGUUCUUAUGUUCACCACAGGGAGUCAGUGUUUGUAAAUGUAACUUACAGAUGUAGCUUCAGCACCACAGACAGAGUAUCCGGUCUGAAAUAUGUCACUUCAGAUUCAGUUUUAAUAUCCUCUAAAGUCAGGAUUAUUUUCACAAUCUGAUGGACAGCAUGGCCCCAAGAGCUGCCUCAGCGUUUAUUUAAUCUUAUUGGAACAACUUGCUGUUGCCAGGUAAAGUUUAUCAUUUUAAAAUCAGUUUUAAAAUGUUUGUUUCAUAUUAAGUGUAGGUCCCAAGUGUCCCAUAAGAAAAUAAUAAGGAAACAUUUUAGACAAUAGACAAAUGAUUAGGGUGACAAAACAGUGAAAGUUUGUGAUUACUAAAGAGACACGCUCAGGAUUCCAUUUAAUAAUUUAUAUAUAAUCAUUAUUAUUAUUAUUAUAACACUGUCAAAUUAAG
Molecule: messenger RNA, 2384 nt
Organism: Morone saxatilis (striped sea-bass)
Lineage: Eukaryota; Metazoa; Chordata; Actinopteri; Moronidae
Product: testis-expressed protein 43-like
Exons: 4
Coding region: 1-372 (123 amino acids)
Source: RefSeq, a predicted model, not a curated record